Messenger RNA from Setaria italica (foxtail millet), 3477 nucleotides. Its product is annotated as pentatricopeptide repeat-containing protein At3g24000, mitochondrial. The transcript has a single exon. The record is from RefSeq and is a predicted model, not a curated record. Bases 401 to 3175 code for a protein of 924 amino acids. Gene Ontology annotation, biological process: RNA modification. NCBI's taxonomy places the organism in Eukaryota, Viridiplantae, Streptophyta, Magnoliopsida, Poales, Poaceae. Gene Ontology annotation, molecular function: RNA binding; zinc ion binding; protein binding.
UUCUCCGCAAAAGAAAAAAAUAGGAAAAACGAAACUGGCAAAGCAUUGCUGCCACCGCUACGCCACCACGCGGCCGCGGCCACGCCUCGCCGCGCGCCGCCUCGCCGCCGCCGCGGCGCCAUGUCCCCUCGAACCACCGCAGCCUCCCGCGCCCCUCCCUCCUGCUCCACAUGCCGCCUCACCCUUCGACCUCCUCGUUACCCACCCGCACCCGGCCAUCGCCGCGUUCCCGCACGCCGGCUUCUCCGGCCUCGCCGACCACCCGCUCCUCGCGCGCGCCGUCCAAGGCCUCGCCCUCCGCCGCGCACUCCCGCUCAGCGCCUUCCACCGCAACACCCUCCUCGCCUUCUGGUUCCGCCAACGCUCAUCCCCCGCUGCUGCCCUCCACCUGUUCGACGAGAUGCCGCACCGGACGUCUUCCUCCUGGUACACCGCCGUCUCCGGAUGCGUGCGCUGCGGCCUCGACGGCGCUGCGUUCGGCCUGCUGAGGGACAUGCGGGAGCAUGAUAUCCCGCUCAGCGGCUUUGCGCUUGCCAGUCUAGUCAAGGCCUGCGAGCGCCGGGGCUGGGAGGAAGGCGUGGCGUGCGGCGCCGCCAUCCACGCGCUCACUCACAGGGCCGGACUCAUGGGGAACGUCUACAUUGGGACCGCGCUCCUGCACCUCUAUGGCUCCCGUGGGCUGGUAGCGGAGGCCCAACGACUGUUCUGGGAAAUGCCUGAGCGGAACGUCGUGUCGUGGACGGCACUGAUGGUGACCUUGUCGUCGAAUGGGUACUUGGACGAUGCAUUGGCAGCUUAUCGCCGGAUGAGGAGGGAAGGUGUUCCGUGCAAUGCGAAUGCCUUUGCCACGGUGGUCAGCUUGUGUGGGUCACUGGAGGAUGAGGCGCCUGGGCUUCAGGUCGCUGCCCAUGUCGUGCUCUCUGGCUUUCAGACACAUGUUUCAGUGGCAAAUUCUCUGAUCACCAUGUUUGGGAACCUUGGGAGGGUGCAGGACGCUGAGAGGCUCUUUGAUGGAAUGGAGGAGCGGGACCGUAUAUCUUGGAAUGCGAUGAUAUCCAUGUACUCACACGAAGGAGUCUGCAGCAAAUGUCUUAUGCUGCUUUCAGAUAUGCGUCUUCAUGGUGGAGUGAGGCCCGAUGUGACAACUCUGUGCAGCUUGUUAUCUGUCUGUGCCUCAUCAGAUCAUGUUGCCCAGGGAAGUGGGAUUCAUUCCCUGUGUCUCAGGAGUGGUCUGCAUUCUUCUGUUCUGGUUGUUAAUGCUCUGGUUAAUAUGUAUUCUGCUGCUGGGAAACUGGAUGAGGCUGAGUCUCUGUUCUGGAACAUGAGCAGACGGGAUAUAAUAUCCUGGAACACUAUGAUUUCAUCUUACGUGCAGAAUGAUAGCCGUAUUGAAGCAUUGGAGACAUUGAGUCAGUUACUUCAGAUUGAUGAAGGUCCACCAAACCACAUGACAUUUUCCAGUGCUCUAGGAGCAUGUUCAACUCCAGAAGCCUUGAUGGAUGGCAGAACAGUUCAUGCCAUGAUAUUGCAGCGAAAUCUUCACGACAACCUAUUGGUUAGUAAUUCUCUCCUCACAAUGUAUUGUAAAUGCAAUUCACUGGUAGAUGCAGAGAGAGUAUUUCAAUCAAUGCCCAUUCGUGAUGUUGUAAGCUGCAAUGUGCUUAUUGGGGGAUAUGCAGCGCUUGAAGAUGCUACCAAGGGAAUGCGUGUGUUUUCUUGGAUGAGAGGUGCCGGAAUAAAGCCAAAUUAUAUCACAAUGAUAAAUCUCCAGGGGUCUUUCAAAUCAUCAGAUGAUUUGCACAGUUAUGGAAUGGCAUUACAUGCAUACAUAGCACAGACUGGAUUAUUAUCAGAUGAGUAUAUUACAAACUCAUUGAUAACAAUGUAUGCAACCUGUGGAGAUUUGGAAUCUAGUACUGAUAUAUUCUGCAGAAUCAAGAAUAAAAGUGCCAUUUCCUGGAAUGCUAUUGUAGCUGCCAAUGUACGGCAUGGCCGUGGAGAGGAAGCUCUAAAGCUCUUCAUGGAUUUGCGGCAUGCUGGAAACAAACUUGAUCGUUUUUGUGUAGCUGAAUGUUUGUCAUCCAGUGCAUGCUUGGCAUCAUUAGAAGAAGGCAUGCAGCUACACGGUCUUAGUGUGAAAUGUGGGUUGGAUUCUGAUAGUCAUGUUGUUAAUGCUGCAAUGGACAUGUAUGGGAAAUGUGGAAAGAUGGAUGAUAUGUUGAAAAUGCUGCCUGAUCCUGCUAGUCGGCCUACGCAAUGCUGGAAUACAUUGAUAUCAGGCUAUGCAAAAUAUGGCUAUUUUAAGGAAGCUGAGGAUACGUUCGAGCAAAUGGUCUCAAUGGGGCAAAAGCCAGACUAUGUGACAUUUGUUGCUCUUCUCUCUGCUUGCAGUCAUGCUGGUCUGGUAGACAAGGGCAUCAAUUACUAUAACUCUAUGGCAUCUACAUUUGGUGUUUCUCCUGGAAUAAAACAUUGUGUUUGCAUAGUGGAUCUCCUUGGUCGUUUAGGGCGAUUUGCAGAUGCAGAGAAAUUUAUUGAUGAAAUGCCAGUCUUGCCAAAUGAUCUAAUAUGGAGGAGUUUGCUGUCCUCUAGUAGAACUUACAAAAAUCUGGAUAUUGGGAGGAAAGCCGCCAAAAAUCUCCUGGAAUUGGACCCAUUUGAUGAUUCUGCUUAUGUUCUUUUGUCAAACUUAUAUGCUACAAACGCAAGAUGGGUAGAUGUUGACAAUUUAAGAAGCCACAUGAAGACCAUCAAAUUGAACAAAAGACCUGCCUGCAGCUGGCUUAAGUUGAAGAAUGAGGUGAGCACCUUUGGCAUAGGUGACCGGAGUCAUAUGCACGCAGACAAGAUAUAUGCAAAGUUGGAUGAAAUCUUGCUAAAGCUCAGGGAAGUAGGCUAUGUUGCUGAUACUUCAUAUGCACUACAUGAUACGGAUGAAGAGCAAAAAGAGCAGAACCUGUGGAACCACAGUGAGAAGCUUGCAUUGGCAUAUGGGCUUAUUGCUGUGCCAGAAGGAUCUACAAUAAGGAUAUUCAAGAACCUCAGGGUCUGUGCAGACUGCCAUCUGGUGUUUAAGCUGGUUAGCAUGGUUUACCAAAGGGAAAUUGUUCUGAGAGAUCCUUACAGGUUCCACAAAUUCAAAGACGGAUCAUGCUCUUGUUCAGAUUUUUGGUGAGAUAGUUAUACACCAAUUCAGAUUUUUGGUGAGAAUCCUGUGGUGACAUGUCAACACAGGAUUCUCUCCCCUCCUCUGACACACACAUAUGAAAAACUGAUGGAGCUGACUGUCAAACACACCCUCCCUUUGUUUGUAAAGAUGUUAAUUCUCAUCCAGGACACAUUUGAGUACCUCUUUUGUUCAUUGGCCAUGUAGAUGCAAUGUAUCCACUACUUGUUCUCUUUGGCACACAGUUGUGCAUAUAGGUAGACUGGAUGCAACCAAUGGUUAACUUCUCUAAUGUUAUCUUAUCUAGCUCA